Etheostoma cragini (Arkansas darter) is the source of this 3085-nucleotide messenger RNA. Its product is annotated as integrin alpha-2-like. The coding region runs from base 53 to 3034 and encodes 993 amino acids. Gene Ontology annotation, molecular function: integrin binding. NCBI's taxonomy places the organism in Eukaryota, Metazoa, Chordata, Actinopteri, Perciformes, Percidae. Gene Ontology annotation, cellular component: external side of plasma membrane; integrin complex. The transcript is spliced from 19 exons. Gene Ontology annotation, biological process: cell adhesion mediated by integrin; cell-matrix adhesion; cell-cell adhesion. The record is from RefSeq and is a predicted model, not a curated record.
CUCACUCCACCCUCCUCACUCGUCCUCUGUUUGCUUCCAUCAGCACACACUCAUGGAUUAUCAUCAUCAUCACCUUCCUCUUCUGCUGCUGUGGACCUGCAGCUUCCUGCCAGAUCUCCAGCUCUGCUUCAACUUCGACACGAAGAACUUCAAGAUCUUCUCGGGGUCCAAAGAAAACCACUUCGGUUACACGGUCCAGCAGCACGAGGCGGGACAACGCCAGUGCUCUGCGUGGAGCCGCGUGUCAGAGGUUGACCCCUGUGACCCCUGUGACCCCUGUGACCCCUGUGACCCCUGUGACCCCUGUGACCUCUGUGGUCAAACCUCCCGCGAGACGACUUUACCCAGACGACUGUUUAUGUUGCUAGGGUGUGAGACGUUCAUGGACAUCGUGAUCGUCCUGGACGGUUCUAACUCCAUCUACCCGUGGUACGAGGUCCAGGACUUCCUCAUCACCGUCCUGCAGAAGUUCUACAUCGGCCCAGGUCAGACGCAGGUGGGGGUGAUCCAGUACGGCUCCACCGUGGUCCAUGAGUUCGGUCUGGCUGAGUACCAGACGGUGGAGGAGGUGGUGGAGGCCGCCCGGAGCAUCGACCAGCGGGGGGGCGAGGAGACCAGGACGGCACUGGGCAUCAACGUGGCGCGGUCGGAGGCGUACAGGCGCGGCGGUCGUCCCGGCGCCCAGAAGGUGAUGAUCGUGAUCACCGACGGAGAAUCUCACGACAGCCCCCAGCUGGUGCAGGCCGUUGGAGACAGCAAGAGGGACAACGUCACCAUGUACGCCAUCGCGGUUCUGGGUUACUAUAACCGGCGGGGGAUCAACCCCGAAGCCUUUCUGAAGGAGAUCAAGUUCAUCGCCAGCGACCCGGACGAGGAGCACUUCUUCAACGUGACGGACGAGUCGGCGCUGAAGGACAUCGUGGACGCGCUGGGAGACAGGAUCUUCUCUCUGGAAGGAACCAGCAGUCAGGGUCGGAGGUUCGGUCUCCAGAUGGCUCAGGCUGGUUUCUCCUCCCAUUUAGUCAGAGAUGGCGUGCUGCUCGGGGCGCCGGGCGCCUACGACUGGAACGGCGCCGUGCUGAAGGAGACCAAACACGGGAAGGUGGUCCCCCCGAAAUCCUCGUACGAAGACGAGUUCCCCGACGAGCUGAAGAACCACGCAGCCUACCUGGGCUACGCUGUGGGGUCCCUGGUCUCGGCUCGCGGCUCCCAGCUCUACCUGGCCGGAGCUCCGAGGUUCAACCACACCGGGAAGGUUAUCGUCUUCUCCCUGAGGAACACCGGGAACCUGACCAUCCUGCAGGCGCUGCCGGGAGAGCAGAUCGGCUCGUAUUUCGGCAGCGAGUUGUUGUCGAUGGACGUCGACGCCGACGGACUGACGGACGUAGUCGUGGUGGCGGCGCCCAUGUUUUACACCGAGGGCUGGGAGAGAGGGAAGGUCUACGUCUACACCAUCACCCCCCAGACGUCCUUCGUCCUGCAGGGGGCGCUGGAGGUUUCCGAGCGCUCCCAGAACUCCCGGCUGGGUUCUGCGCUGGCCCAGAUCCCCGACAUGAACGGGGACGGGUUCAGGGAGCUGGUAGUGGGAGCACCGCUGGAGGACGACCACCAGGGGGCGGUCUACGUGUUCCAUGGCCAGGACAAAACCAUCAAACACCAGUACAGACAGGUAAGAGAUCUGGAACCAGGUCUAAGAGGAAGUAGCGUCAGGGUGUCCAACCUCUGCAGAGGAAGUAGCGUCAGGGUGUCCAACAUCUGCAGAGGAAGUAGCGUCAGGGUGUCCAACCUCUGCAGAGGACGCCGGUUCAGGGUGUCCAACCUCUGGAGAGGAAGUAGCGUCAGGGUGUCCAACCCCUGCAGAGGACGCCGGGUCAGGGUGUCCAACCUCUGCAGAGGAAGUAGCGUCAGGGUGUCCAACCUCUGCAGAGGAAGUAGCGUCAGGGUGUCCAACCUCUGGAGAGGAAGUAGCGUCAGGGUGUCCAACCUCUGCAGAGGACGCCGCGUCAGGGUGUCCAACCUCUGCAGAGGAAGUAGCGUCAGGGUGUCCAACCUCUGCAGAGGAAGUAGCGUCAGGGUGUCCAACCUCUGCAGAGGAAGUAGCGUCAGGGUGUCCAACCUCUGCAGAGGAAGUAGCAUCAGGAUUUCCAACCUCUGCAGAGGAAGUAGCGUCAGGGUGUCCAGCCUCUGCAGAGGAAGUAGCGUCAGGGUGUCCAACCUCUGGAGAGGAAGUAGCGUCAGGAGGACAGAUGUGUCCCUGCUGUUGCGUCAUGGUGUCCAACCUCUGCAGAGGACGAAGCGUCAGGCGAGCAGACACCACCAGCCUCCUCCGCCCGGUCUCCACCACGUGCAGCGAGGCGUCGGCCGGCCGGCGCCAGCAGAGCGACCAGGCGGCUCCGUCCCUCCGGCUGCAGAACGUCCUGCAGGAGAAAACACACCAACCAUCACCUGGACUCUUCAUGAGGAAAACCUGUUUCUGAGGAUCGGUCGUCACCAGCUAACCUUUCCAUCCACCUGUCAAUCAAAUUAUCUGAAGUUGGAGCUCAACCCUGACCCAACGGUGCUGGAUGUAGGAUGCAGGGGACAACCUCUCACCUCAGUCCUCAGGACGCUGGACCAGUCGGGGUCCAACACCGGCCCCUCGUCUGGGCUGCUCAGCCCCCUGUCCCCUGAUUGGUUGUUCUGGGCGGCGGCAGGUCCUCAGCUGUCCCCUGAUUGGUUGUUCUGGGCGGCGGCAGCGAGCAGUGAGACCCAGAGACCUGCGAAGACCAAGAGGACGAGGCUGGUUCCCGUGCCCGGUUACAGCCCAGACGUCGGCCCUGAACAGGACGUCCUGCACGGAGAACAGGCCCAGGUUCUGGAUCUGCACGCAGAGUCACAUGGUGCUUACCCACUGCUAGAACCGGCCCAGCCCGGCCCGGCUCGGCCCGGCCUGGCUCGGCGACAUUUUCCCGCUCAGCUCGGCUUCUUCAGACGGAGAAGACAGGAAGAGGACGAGCAGCCAGUAGCCAAUGGGAAGGCAGCAGAGGAGCUGUGAGGAGACAACGAUGCUGCGUUGGUCUGGUCCUCGUCAACAUGUACACACACA